Messenger RNA from Sodiomyces alkalinus F11, 750 nucleotides. RefSeq names its product DUF339-domain-containing protein. The transcript has 2 exons. The record is from RefSeq and is a predicted model, not a curated record. Gene Ontology annotation, biological process: protein-FAD linkage; mitochondrial respiratory chain complex II assembly; mitochondrial electron transport, succinate to ubiquinone. Gene Ontology annotation, cellular component: mitochondrion. Lineage: Eukaryota; Fungi; Ascomycota; Sordariomycetes; Glomerellales; Plectosphaerellaceae. The coding region runs from base 1 to 750 and encodes 249 amino acids.
AUGGCAUACUUCUCUCGAGCUCUCCGCCCGGUAGCCCGGCGCCACCUUUUCGCCCCUCUUACCCGCCGUGCCUUCCUCUCCUCAAAGUCCGGCGCCAGUUCACCAGGCCCGACUGAUCCGCAAUCCGAGGCCGAACUUCAAGUCGGCGAACUGCAGGGCGCCAAGUUUCGCAUCGAACCCCUGCGGAGGGUGGGCGAAGAUGCGAAGACCACACGCGCCCGUCUCCUCUACCAAUCUCGAAAACGCGGCACUUUGGAAUCCGACCUCCUCCUCUCCACCUUCGCCGACGCCCACCUCCCCACCAUGUCCGUGGAACUGAUGUCCGAAUACGACCGCUUCCUCGACGAGAACGACUGGGACAUUUACUACUGGGUCACUCAAGAGGAAUCGCAAGAGCAGCAACCCCGGGACCUCGACACCGCCACUUUCGCCAGCGGCGAGGCCUACCGCGGCGUGCCCCCCGGGUCGCGAAAGACGGUCGAUGCCGGCGCUUCCGACCCGCCCGUAGGCCAGGACAUUCCCGUCCGGCCGCGACCCGAGGGCGAGUGGGCCCAGACCGUGGGUACCUUCAAGCCGGCCUACCGUCCUGUCCCGUCGCGCUGGCGUGACAGCGAGAUCCUCCGCCUGCUCCGGGAACACGUUCGCAGCCGAAGGGCCGAUCCCAGCUCGGGGAAGGCCGGAGGUCAGACAGGGGAGGGCAUGGCAUUCAUGCCCCCUCUCUUUGACGUCCAGAGCACUGGGAAAUCAUGA